CUAGCGCCGCGGCCCACACGCGGCAAUUCUUUUACCAAAAUCCGGUGCUGUGUAUGAGUGUGUGAAUGCGCAGUUGUGUGGGCGAAUCUGUUUAAAUCGGCUCGGAAACCUUGUUUUUGAAGACAUCUUCGUUUUCACAAUGCAGCAGGCGGAGCACGGGGACGGCAUCCCAACCUUCAAAUGUGUCUUGGUUGGUGAUGGUGGAACAGGAAAGACCACUUUUGUGAAGCGCCACUUGACUGGAGAGUUCGAGAAGAAAUAUGUUGCCACACUCGGAGUCGAGGUCCAUCCUCUUCUGUUCCACACAAACCGGGGUCCCAUCCGGUUCAACGUGUGGGACACUGCGGGCCAGGAGAAGUUUGGUGGGCUGCGUGACGGCUACUACAUCCAGGGCCAGUGCGCCAUCGUCAUGUUCGACGUCACCUCGCGUGUGACGUACAAGAACGUUCCCAACUGGCACAGAGAUCUGGUCCGAGUGUGUGAGAACAUCCCCAUUGUGUUGUGCGGCAACAAGGUGGACAUCAAGGACCGGAAGGUCAAGGCCAAGUCCAUAGUCUUCCACCGGAAGAAGAAUCUCCAGUACUAUGACAUCAGUGCAAAGAGCAACUACAACUUCGAGAAGCCCUUCCUGUGGCUGGCGCGCAAACUGAUCGGAGACCCCAACCUGGAGUUUGUGGCCAUGCCUGCUCUUGCCCCUCCCGAGGUCACCAUGGACCCCGAAUGGCAGGCCAAGCUCGAGAACGACAUGAAGGAGGCACAGAACACGUCGCUUCCCGACGAGGACGACGACGACCUCUAACCUACCGGCCGACCGCCAGAAAGCUUCCACGAGUCGUCCUCGCAAUGGAAAAUUUGCUGCUGCCACCCCUUCUUCACCCACCAAGCUUUCCUGAGUGUACAGUAAUAUCUAAGGAUGCAUUGUGGCACCGCUGUUUUCAAGCCUUCGAAAAGACUGUCUCCUCUUGUCAGAGUUGGAGGGAUAUUCAUCAGCGAUUCGAGCGUACCCUGUCACAUUUUUUAGGCCUGCAUUUCUUUUUUUUUUUUUCUAAUCCAACCAAAAGCUUGCAAGGUGCGUGUAGUGACUGUGCGAUUCAUACUGUGCCUGUGUCCCCCCCCCCCUUUUUUUUUUUAAUUCAUAGAUGAGCUUGAAGUUUUAAGUGACUAGGCCCAUACUGAAAAGUUACGUGGGGACAAGGUACUUUUUUUUGUUUAAACUAAUCAGUGAUAGCAUGCUUGUUCUCGAAGUUGUGAUGAAUGUGUACUUUUUUUUUUUUCUGGUGAUGAGUGGAGUUACUGUGUGCGGAACAAAAAUUCACAAAAUAAAUGGUUGGGCCGGA
This is a messenger RNA of Rhipicephalus microplus (southern cattle tick), 1337 nucleotides long. It is a transcript of the gene Ran, whose product is annotated as RAN, member RAS oncogene family. Lineage: Eukaryota; Metazoa; Arthropoda; Arachnida; Ixodida; Ixodidae. The record is from RefSeq and is a predicted model, not a curated record. Gene Ontology annotation, cellular component: nucleus; cytoplasm. Gene Ontology annotation, biological process: ribosomal subunit export from nucleus; protein import into nucleus. Gene Ontology annotation, molecular function: GTP binding; GTPase activity.